AUGGAAGACAUCAGCAUCUACCUCAUGGCCAGCGCUGACUGGAUCUUUGCCCUUGGCCACUACUUGCUUUCUGAGGUGACCUUCAGUCAGACUUCCCUGCAGUGUGCCAUUCUUCGGGGUACUGCUACAGCCUGCGACCGGUUCAAGUUGAAACCAUUUUACAGAAUGAAAGCCCUAUCAAAGGCUGAUCGUGAAAGAGCAGAAAAUCAGACGAUUCCAAAACUAAUCGAUUUAUUGGAACUUGCACAGAAGGAAAAAAAAUUUGUGAUGUUUGAUCUUAAUACCCCUCCACGAAAACAUCCUCUCAGAGGCACAUAUAUUCGCCGUGUAGUACGCUUAAUCCUUGACUCUAAAAUUGAGCAACAUCUGAUUUUUUGGUUGCCAGCUUUCGACAGGGAAUAUGUCAAACAAGCAGCUCCUGGUUUUCAGCAAGUGGGCAGGUUAUAUUCCAUUGAACGUCUUACAAAAGAAAAUAUCAGUAGAAUAAACGUUGACUACAAGAGGUUGUUCUACAGUGGGUUGAGAGAUUAUAAAGCAGCUAACAUCAAAAUCAACUUGUACCUUGUCAAUGAACCUUGGCUCUACUCACUGGCCUGGUGCUCCAAGAUUCACUCAGUGACCACAGACAACAUUCACAUCCUGAGUCAGCUAGAUCAGCCUUACUUCCUCAUGACACCAGGUUACUAUAUGUUUAUGUGGCUUCUCAUGGAUAGUGUUUCUGCAGUUCUCAUUGUUACCGUAUUUUAUUUUCAUUGGUGGAGAGAGCACAAAAAAAGAAAUGGUCGAUAAUGCCAGCAUUCACACAGAUACUCAGGAACCAGCCCCUGACAUAGAAAAUGAGUCAUGGGAUACCCCUGGACCAUGGCCACCUUCCAGCCACCCUCAAUUACUAAAACUUUCAGAUAUCCAAACUCCCUCUGUGUCACAGAAGCCCCCAAGCAUGAGGCCCUCAGACCAGCACUACCCCUCCAAGGAGGAUAUGAAACCACCAGUGACCCCACAAGGGGAAGGUCAAGCCACCAAUGUCCCCCAAGGAGAUCUAACUACCAGUGUCCCCCAAGGGGGAGAUCAAACCACUGGGGUCCCACAGGGGGAAGAUCAAACCACCAGUAUCCCCCAGGGGGAAAGUCAAACCACCAGCGUUCCCUAAGAAGAACAUCUAACCACCAAUGUUCUCCCCCAGGGGCGUCAUCCGAAGGACCCCCUCCACUGAAUCACAUUGACGCCCUGCCACAGAAACCCUGGGAUUCACAGUGCCCACCAACGAGGCCUCCAUCCUGAAAAUCCCAGGAGACCC
Lontra canadensis (Northern American river otter) is the source of this 1297-nucleotide messenger RNA. Its product is annotated as glycerophosphodiester phosphodiesterase domain-containing protein 4-like. Gene Ontology annotation, biological process: lipid metabolic process. The record is from RefSeq and is a predicted model, not a curated record. Gene Ontology annotation, molecular function: glycerophosphodiester phosphodiesterase activity. The transcript has 2 exons. Gene Ontology annotation, cellular component: membrane. NCBI's taxonomy places the organism in Eukaryota, Metazoa, Chordata, Mammalia, Carnivora, Mustelidae. The coding region runs from base 1 to 789 and encodes 262 amino acids.